GCAAUGGAGUGUAAUAACUGCGAGUUGAGACAACGUCAGUACUAUUGCGCAGUCUGUCUCAAAAAUCACCUACGUGAUUUCCGCCAUCAAACUCACCAUUUUUCCUCCGACAGAAAUGAACAUGUUGCUCGUGCAUUUCAUGCAUUCAAGUCUAUAGAAUCUAGUCGCCUCCAAAUUCGUGCAGACCUUGCAAAAGUGAAUCGCAGCCUCGAGCAAUUAGUAGUCGGCCGCCUUGCCAAAGUGAGAAGAGACUGUGAGAGCAAGCGCGACCGUCUCCGUACUCUUCGAGAGGCCCUUGGUCAGCGCCGACGCACACUUAACACCGCACGCCUCCUUCCACCUCAAUCGCAAGCACUCGCCAAGGAGUCUCAGGAACUUUCCGUACUGAGCCAAACUAUCGCUAGAGCACGAUCGGGCCUUGUACAAGAGCUAUUAGAAGUCUUUCAUGUCGUCGAAGUCGGCGGACGACCCGCAGUGGGUGGACGACCAGGCGCAAAAGGAGAAUGGACUAUCGGUGGACUGAUUCUUCCAGUGCCAGGAGAUGUUAGACGAUACCCACCGGAUCACAUUAACGCCGUAAUAACUCAUACCAUUCACUUUCUUGGACUCCUCACUUUCUACCUAGGCAUUAAACUACCUUUCGAAAUUUCGUGGUCUUGCAGAAAACUCGGGGUUGGUGUCCCUUGGAUCAGAGCAGGACGAGGGAGUGAAUCAUGGGCAAAAUGGACAGCCAAACACCCAAUGCACCUAACCUCCAAACCAUCGUCUACACCAUCUUCUCCCACCUCAUCACCAUCCUGUACAUCUGCAUCGUUAGCUGACUCAGAAGCUCCAGAACAGGUACCAGCCCACACCCAAAACCAGUCAUUCACAACCGGCUUUGCGAUGCUUCUUUACAACGUGUGUUACCUCGCUCAUACUCAAGGUGUCGAGAUCCCCUUGUCCCAGGCAGGCGAUGCAUUGGGUAAUUUGUGGGCUGUAUGUUGUAGUGGGGAGCUUGGACGUCGAUCACACUCUACCACCCCGCUCCUCUUACCUCCAACACCCCCCUCUUUCAUGCUCGACUUUGCGCAGGUCCUUCAAACUACUGCUGCUAGUCCCGCUCGGGCAGCACGAAUACGGCCGGGACGCUCAGCGCAAGAAGCUGGCAUCGGGAGAACGAGGAGCGAACGUAUCGUGGAGGAAGAUGGCUGGGAUGUAGUAGAGCUUGGUGAAGAAGAGGGUUUUGGAUAAACGGAUGAGCUGGGAGACUGUGGAUUAUUAGCAUGAGUCACAUUGUUCCAAGAGCUUUGAUAUGAACCUGUAACAGUCAGUCUUGUACGAAUACAUUUAAGGUCAGUAGCAGGCUGGCUUAGACGAGAAGCUCGCAGAAAGUAUGCAUAUG
This is a messenger RNA of Suillus bovinus, 1384 nucleotides long. RefSeq names its product UV radiation resistance protein/autophagy-related protein 14. The coding region runs from base 4 to 1233 and encodes 409 amino acids. Gene Ontology annotation, biological process: SNARE complex assembly. Gene Ontology annotation, cellular component: lytic vacuole; endosome. The record is from RefSeq and is a predicted model, not a curated record. NCBI's taxonomy places the organism in Eukaryota, Fungi, Basidiomycota, Agaricomycetes, Boletales, Suillaceae. Gene Ontology annotation, molecular function: SNARE binding. The transcript is spliced from 6 exons.